AUGGAAUACACUCCAGGGAAGGCUAAUGUGCUAGCCGACACACUCAGCCGUCCAGUCAUCGAUAGCACUUUGACGGAAUGUGGCGCCUGCCCUGUGUCUGUGGAUGUUCCACGUUGGUACGCUACAUCGACCCGUGAAGCCCAGCUGGCUGAUCCAGAAGUAGCCAAAAUCCUUAACGACUUGGAAAGUUCUGAUGAGCUGUCAGUUCAUCGGUGGUCGGAGAGGGGGUACCUGGUAAACCAAGGUGUUUUGUACCGGUACGUGGACGCCACCGAUACUGAGGAGCCUCAGCUGGAAGUACCUGAGAGUUUGCGGGGCAGAGUUAUGUUUGAGUGUCAUGACUUGCCAACCGCCGCUCAUGGAGGUAUUCAACGGUCUUUGCAUCGUAUAUCCCAGCAGUUCUAUUUCCCUGGUAUGAGACGCUAUAUCACCGAUAACCUGAAGACCUGCACUGAGUGUCAGCGGUAUAAGUCUUCCAACUUGAAACCGCCUGGUUUACUCCAUACUCCGGUACCGGCUCAACGAUUCGAGUUUAUUGCCGUCGAUCUCUUUGGACCGUUACCCAAGGGACCUCAGGGUGAAAGGUGGAUUUUGAUAGUGGAGGACACUGCUAGUAAGUGGGUCGUACUGUUUGCUCUAACCGAGAUCACCGCCGAAACCUGUGCGAAAACUCUUGUAAGUGAAAUCUUUAUGAGGUAUGGACUUCCUAGGCGGAUGAUCUCCGAUAACGGUGUCCAGUUUAUGGCUGAUGUUAUGCAGAAGGCUCUGUUUUUACUAGGUGUAAAACAAAACCUGGUGCCUUUGUAUCACCCAGAAGCGAAUCCGGUAGAGCGGAAGAACCGGGACCUUAAAGCUCACCUAGCCAUUCUCGUUGAGGGUAAUCAUAAGCAAUGGUCUGAGGUAUUGCAUUUCGUCCGAUUUGCUCUUAAUAGCUCAGUCACCGUUUCUACAGGCACCACUCCGGCUUUCUUGACAUUUGGACGUGAGCUCCGUUCUCCUUUGUCGGUUCAGGCUGAUCUACGGGCGGUCAUCGAGUCUGAAAACUUAGUCCCUCAGAUUACACCUUACCUUUUGAAGCUUGCCGACUCUCUCUAG
Molecule: messenger RNA, 1095 nt
Organism: Parnassius mnemosyne (clouded apollo)
Lineage: Eukaryota; Metazoa; Arthropoda; Insecta; Lepidoptera; Papilionidae
Source: the annotation of a GenBank genome assembly